CCCAGAACCACAAGGUGAUUUCGAAGAAGAAGAAGAAGAAGAAGAAGAAGAAGAAGAAAAUGAAGAAGAGGACAUGGAUAAUGAUGCAAAACCAUCCAGCGAUGUUCCUUCAAAAUUUCUUCUUUACCAACAAUCUGUGCAGUGGAAAUUUUGGGGUUUCCCUCCGUAGCCCUGUGAUGCACGACCUAUGGAUUUGUUGAGGCACUGGCAAUGCAAACUUCUACUUUGCAACUGCAAUAGCUUAUACUUGCUUGCAGAUUUUUUUGGUGGUUGAGAGUGGCAGUGCCAUGCUUAAACAUGAUAGGAAGCUAAGAAAGCCAUCUGUCGUAAAUCUUCUAGAUGGAAAAUCUUAAUCACUUUUACUGAAACCUGGAUACUUUUCUUUUGAUGUGGCAUCUAUUGGCCCUCGAAUGUUCAAACCCCAAGAAAACUUUGCUGUCACCCAAAGGAGACAUCAGCUAUUUGCAGAAGUUCUUUUUAAUGUAUGUUGGUGGGAGGUUGCCUCUCCAUCUCCAGGAAGAUUUCUGUGGGACUGCUCUUCUCAGCACAGAAUGGCUCCGUAGUGACUCAAGACGGACUGCUGUGGGAGUGGAUUUGGACCUUGAGGCACUAAAUUGGUGCAUGGAGAACAACGUAAGUAAAAUUGGGGCUGAUGGAUAUUCUAGAAUGUCCCUCUUUCAUGGAAAUGUUUUGCAACCUUUUGAGGCUAAACUAGUCAGGUUUGAGCCCCAAGAACUGAUAAGUAACAUUAAAUUAAGAGAGCACAAAGACAAUUCAGAGUGUAAUGUGCUGGAAUCUACUGUCCAAGCAGGCUCAUAUGAUUCUACUGGUGAUAAGUACUUGAAGAGAAACUUCCCAUUGCCAGCAAGAGACAUUGUGUGUGCUUUUAACUACAGCUGCUGUUUUCUUCAUAAACGAGCAGAUCUGCUUUUGUAUUUCAAACAUGUUCUUGAUGCUUUGUCCAAAAAGGGGGGUAUAUUUGUGAUGGAUUUAUAUGGUGGAACAUCGUCAGAGUGCAAGCUAAGGCUCCAGAGAAGAUUUCCAAAUUUCACGUAUAUUUGGGAGCAGGCUGAAUUUGACAUAAUUGAGCGCAAAACAAGGAUUAGCCUCCACUUUCAUCUUCAGAAGCAGCAGAAAAAACUUCGUCAUGCAUUUUCAUACAGCUGGAGGCUGUGGUCACUGCCAGAGAUCAAGGACUGCUUGGAAGAAGCAGGAUUUCAUUCUGUCCAUUUUUGGCUUCGGCAGAUGCCAGACAGUGAAGAAAACAGAACUACAGAGGGAUUUGGUGUUGGUCGAGACAUAAAGUAUGAGGAGGUCAGAAAUUUCGAACAAGAAGAUUCUUGGAAUGCAUAUAUCAUAGCUGUUGCAAAGUAAAGCCAUAUUGUGGCUUCAUCUUCUGGAGUUGAUCUUGCUAUGCUAUAUGCAUUGCUGCAAAAGAACUGGAAUGAUAUAUUGACUCGGUUCUAGAGAGAUUUUGUCUGCAUUUAUAGUAGCCACGUUUUGGAAUUAAAUUUUCUGAACAAUACUUUGUGUAAUAGAUGAUAGUUAUUUCUUCAAAUUGAUAUCAUAAACUGUGGAUUUGCA
This is a messenger RNA of Hevea brasiliensis (rubber tree), 1584 nucleotides long. RefSeq lists its product as uncharacterized. Lineage: Eukaryota; Viridiplantae; Streptophyta; Magnoliopsida; Malpighiales; Euphorbiaceae. Bases 388 to 1374 code for a protein of 328 amino acids. The record is from RefSeq and is a predicted model, not a curated record. The transcript is spliced from 6 exons.